CGCGGGCUGACAUCACCAGCCCCAUCACGGCCGCGCCAGGACCGAUCGCUUCGGCUACUCGCCCGGGCGGAGGGCGGAGGGCUGCGGGGAAAACACCGCAGCAACAUCCCUCCUCCUCCCCCCCCCCCCCCCCCUUUCCUUCUUCCCCACAGCCUCCUUUUGCUUCCUUAUUUUUUCUUUUCCCCCCCCCUUCUUUUUCUCUCCUUUCCCUCCUCCCCGCACCCCUCCGCGACUUCCCGCAUGACUGUCACCAAGGGUCGAGGAGCACCCACGUUUCCCUGAGCCCCACGUCCAUUCCUGGGUGUCAGGAGGUGCCCGACCAGCCCGCGGAGCAGAGCAGGGCAGAGCUCUUGUCGAGUCAAUGAGAGACCUCCACAAGUCUAGCGUGCUGGGAAGCAAGCACAGCAGCCUGAUGUCAUGGCGCCCGCAGUACCGCAGCUCCAAGUUUCGGAACGUCUACGGGAAGGUGGCGAGCCGGGAGCACUGCUUCGACGGCAUCCCCAUCACCAAGAACGUCCAUGACAACCACUUCUGCGCCGUCAACGCCCGCUUCCUCGCCAUCGUGACGGAGAGCGCCGGCGGGGGCUCCUUCCUCGUCAUCCCCCUCGAGCAGACAGGCCGGAUCGAACCAAACUACCCCAAAGUCUGCGGUCACCAGGGCAACGUGCUGGACAUCAAAUGGAAUCCCUUCAUCGAGAACAUCAUCGCGUCAUGCUCCGAAGACACCUCGGUGCGGAUCUGGGAGAUCCCCGAGGGCGGCUUGAAGAGGAACAUGACGGAGGCCGUCCUGGAGCUGUACGGGCACAGCCGCCGCGUCGGCCUCGUCGAGUGGCACCCCACCACCAACAACAUCCUCUUCAGCGCCGGCUACGACUAUAAGGUCCUCAUCUGGAACCUGGACAUCGGGGAGCCGGUGAAGAUGAUCGACUGCCACACGGACGUCAUCCUCUGCAUGUCCUUCAACACGGACGGCAGCCUCCUGGCCACCACCUGCAAGGACAAGAAGCUGCGGGUGGUGGAGCCGCGCUCUGGCAGGGUCCUGCAGGAGGCCGGCUGCAAGAACCACCGGGUCAACCGGGUGGUCUUCCUGGGCAGCACGAAGCGGCUGCUGACGACGGGGGUGUCGCGCUGGAACACGCGGCAGAUCGCCCUUUGGGACCAGGAAGACCUGGCCAUGCCCCUGAUAGAGGAGGAGAUCGACGGGCUCUCGGGUCUCCUCUUCCCUUUUUACGACGCCGACACUCACAUGCUGUACUUGGCUGGCAAGGGCGACGGUAACAUUCGGUACUACGAGAUCGGCUCGGAAAAACCCUACCUGAGUUAUCUCAUGGAGUUUCGCUCCCCGGCCCCGCAAAAAGGACUGGGGGUGAUGCCGAAGCACGGGCUGGACGUGACGGCCUGCGAGGUCUUUCGUUUCUACAAGCUCGUCACCCUCAAGGGGCUGAUCGAACCCAUCUCGAUGAUCGUGCCGAGGAGGUCAGAAACGUACCAAGAGGACAUCUACCCCAUGACGCCGGGUACGGAGCCAGCCCUCACGCCGGAUGAAUGGCUGAGCGGGGUGAACAGAGAUCCCAUCCUGAUGUCGCUGAAGGAGGGCUACAAGAAGACAUCCAAAAUUGUCUUUAAGGCACCGGUGAAGGAGAAGAGGAGCGUUGUCGUUAACGGCAUAGACCUGCUGGAGAACGUGCCGCCCCGGACGGAGAAUGAGCUCCUUCGGAUGUUCUUCCGACAGCAGGACGAGAUCCGGCGGCUGAAAGACGAGCUCUCGCAGAAGGACAUACGGAUCCGCCAGCUACAGCUGGAGUUAAAAAACUUACGUAACAACCCGAAGAAUAAUUAACUUCCAGGGACGUUUUAUAAAUAAACUCUCCGUUUAUACUUGCUCUUUAAUUUUAUUGUAUCCACUUACCCAGAAUAUGAGCCAGAAGUCAAGUGACCUGCCAAGAGCCCACUCGCUAACUGGAAAUACGUCCUCCUAGUCUUGUCUAGCACUAAAACCGCUAUAACCGAAAGCUACUGCAUGAGAGGCGGCUGGGGCACCCCCGUGCCCCCGCGACGGUCUUGGAGUAAGUAGACGAGCCGUGUCCCCUCCGUCGGGAUCAACCGGCCCGGGGGGAGCCGAGGUGGUGGCCGUUCCCCGGGGAAAACGCGAUGCUUUGUUGCUAUUAAUAUUUUUUUUUUUUUUUUUUUUUUUCCUAUGCAAAAAUGUGACGGCGGGUGCAGAACUGGAACGGGGUGUGGGAAGGGCUUAAAUUCACAAAAGCGCGGCGGCAGCCCCGGGACUCUUCCCGGGGCGGUGGUGGCCGUGGCACCUCCCAUGGGGACGGGAGCUGCUCCCCCGUGCGUGCACCUCUCUCCUUUAAAUAACAAAAAGAGGCUGGGUUUCCAAACCCGAGAGGGAUCUUGGUACCCUCCUCCUUUACAGUGCCCUGGGGAGGGGGAAGGAUGUCACCCAGCCCGGCCCCAGGGAUGGACCCAGCGGGUGCUGGAGCUGCCUGGGCGCUCGGUGGGUUUAGCACCUGUGUAUAAUCACUGGUUUUUGUGGAUUAGGCCUGUGGCACAGAGAUAGACACCAAAUACUGCUAGUUUACCUAUAUAUAUAUAUAUAUAUAUAUAUAUUUUCAUUAAAUCCACUGCCCAGCACUACCAGUACACCAGUUUCUCCUCUCCGUUAACUUACAUUGUGCCCCGCACCCACUGCUUCCCCCUCUUUGUUACAUGUGCUGUCAUUGCCUAUUAUUUAUGCUACUACGGAAUAGUGAUGAAAUAAAAUGUUUUCAAGAUACCAAA
Messenger RNA from Tyto alba (common barn owl), 2790 nucleotides. RefSeq names its product coronin 2B (gene CORO2B). Gene Ontology annotation, molecular function: actin filament binding. Bases 362 to 1840 code for a protein of 492 amino acids. The record is from RefSeq and is a predicted model, not a curated record. NCBI's taxonomy places the organism in Eukaryota, Metazoa, Chordata, Aves, Strigiformes, Tytonidae. The transcript is spliced from 14 exons. Gene Ontology annotation, biological process: actin filament organization.